This is a messenger RNA of Trypanosoma brucei brucei TREU927, 372 nucleotides long. RefSeq lists its product as hypothetical. The record is from RefSeq and is a predicted model, not a curated record. The transcript has a single exon. The coding region runs from base 1 to 372 and encodes 123 amino acids. NCBI's taxonomy places the organism in Eukaryota, Euglenozoa, Kinetoplastea, Trypanosomatida, Trypanosomatidae.
AUGGUGAACCUGCAUGAGCUGGGAGGGCAGCAAGGCUGCGGGGGACCUCAAUUUACUCCUGUGGGAGUGUCGUUGACACCGCUGUUGCAGUAUUUCUCGCUGCUCGUUCAUGUAGUUGGAAAGCUACCCGGAUUUGCUGCCGGGUUCGUGACCGUGUGGCUAGUUUACAUUAUGUUUAUAGGGCGUGAUGUGCUUUUGAACACGUGCGUUCCUGUUGCUGGGUUCCACAUUACUGCACUGUUACUGCUGCGUGAACUAUUGACACCAUGGCAGGAAGGAAUAGCUGGGGCUGCUGAGGUACGUCGGCGUGUGGCAGCACAGAGGUCGUUUGUGCGGGAUGUGCAGUUACAAUGGGGAGCAAAACUCGAUUGA